Molecule: messenger RNA, 3075 nt
Organism: Pseudoliparis swirei
Lineage: Eukaryota; Metazoa; Chordata; Actinopteri; Perciformes; Liparidae
Product: ankyrin repeat domain-containing protein SOWAHC-like
Exons: 2
Coding region: 499-2268 (589 amino acids)
Molecular function (GO): protein binding
Source: RefSeq, a predicted model, not a curated record
CAACACAGCAACCAGCUCAUGUUUCCCCAAACAGUCUCACGUGACUCAUUCUCACGUACAAUGCGUGUCAUUGAUCCUAAUGACACGUUCACUCAGUGGACCCAGCGCACACCUGGCAUGGCCCCGGAGGAGCGCGCCAUCCAGAAGGGAGGAAGCAACACGUGAGAAUGUAUUAUUAUUUCAUUUCAAACACAAUCACGUUGGAAAGUGAACUUUAUAAAAGUAUGUUUAGCAUCUCAUAGAAACACGAAUAACGUUUUUAACGGGUUUUAACCACAGGUUUGAAAUAUUAACCCCCCUCUCUCCUAGAAAAGAAAUGGUACCGUCCGCGCGUGUCCGUUUCCGACACUCCGUUGCUAGGAGGCGGGAACGCUAGAAAUACAACGCAGUGGAAAGCUGCGGCGCUCGCGCCAAGAUGCCGGGUCACGGUGCGGCUCGACGGGCGCAUGUCGACUGGCUGCUCCGCUGCGUUACGGCUGUCACAACCAGGAGCUGACAAUGGCGUCCGAGUGCACGCAGGAGGCCAUUCUGGACUUUCUGAAGGCGCGAGGGGGCAAAGUGAAGAACGCGGAUUUUAUUGAGCAUUUUAAGGUCUCGUUCCCGGAGGAGCCGGAGCAGAAAGCUGCUCUGCGUAAGAAGUUCAAAACCUACGUUGACAACGUCGCUUUUGUGAAGACCGAGAGUGACGUGAAGUAUGUCUGCCUGAAGAAGAAGUUCCGCGGCUCCGAGAAGGAGCGGCUGGACGCGCGCGUUCACGCGGAGAGCGAGCCCGUCCCGGUGGUCCUUCAAGAGGGACUCCAUCACCGCCUGCCCGCGGGGUCGCGCAGCAGUGACGCGGCCUGGCCUCGCGCCUCACCUGGCUCAGGUUACGGAAAUGACAGCCAGGUGAGAGUUCCGCAUGUCAGUGCGCAGCGGGCAGCCGACGCGGCAGCAGGCGGCAGUGUGUGCGUCGCGGUGGAGGAGGAGGACCACGUGGGGGCCAUGGGGAACCGAGGGAGCUCCAGGAGGGAGAAGAAGUCCAAGAAGGAGCGCGUUGGCCAGCAGGUCCCCGACACCACAGCGCCGCCGCGCCCUGCUGAGGGAUCCGUGUUCAUCCUGCCGGGGCCUGUCCAAACCGGUUCUACGGGACUCCACCCCAGAGACCGGCCGGUUGAGUCUCGUUCACCGGGUGAGCUGGAACACGUCGGCGUGGCGUUCAGGCACUCGGCAGGACCCCGGAGAGGAGCGCCCUCCAGGCAGCCGGAGUCCGACGGGGACGACGGGCAGUCGGACGGCGAAGAGCCCGGCAGUCCCAAAGGACGCUGUAAGGACUCCCCCCAACCGAGGCUCAGCGGCUCCCCCCAACCGAGGCUCAGCGGCUCCCCCCAGCUGAGGCUCAGCGGCUCCCCCCAGCUGAGGCUCAGCGGCUCCCCCCAGCUGAGGCUCAGUGGCUCCCCCCAGCUGAGGCUCAGCGGCUCCCCCCAGCUGAGGCGCAGCAUGCUGCGUGACUCCGCCUACCUGUCCAGGGGCGACGGCGACUCGGCCUCCCUGGCCUCCUCCAACCCGGACGACGACCGGACCUCGGUGGCUCUGGACCCGCUGGAACACGAGUGGAUGAUGUGCACCUCCGCCGGGGACUGGGCCGACUUGUGCCCGCUCCUCGCCGCCGACCCGAGCCUGGUCCCGAGGAAGGACUUCGUCACCGGGUUCACCUGCUUGCACUGGGCGGCCAAGCGGGGCGAGCCCGAGCUGAUGGCGCUGCUCAUCGACUUCGCCAAGCGGCACGACGUCCCCGUCGGCGUGGACGUGCGGUCCAACGCGGGCUACACGCCGCUGCACGUCGCCGCCAUGCACGACCACAUGGAGGUGGUGAAGCUGCUGGUGGGGGCCUACGGCGCCGACGUGGAGGCGAGGGACUACAGCGGGAGGAAGGCCUGCCAGUACCUCACCGACGGCGUGAGCGUGGACCUGCGGGACAUCAUCGGGGCGUACGAGAGGUCCGACUCCGAGGACACGGACCGCGGGGCCGGAGGCCGCUGGAGGUUCUCCAAGGUUCUCCAGUCCAACCUGAAGCCGCUCAGGCUCCUCAACCCCAACGCCGCCGCGGACGGGGAGGCCCGGCCCGGAGCCGCCGUCGUCAGGAGGACGUCCUCGCUCGGCAGGAUGAGGCCCAAACUGCACAGGCUGCGCUUGAGGACGUCGCAGAUCGUCCACAGCGCCGCGCUCCGUGAGACGGAGGAGGGGGCCGGGCCCUUUACGUCCAGACCCAAGACCCACUUCUUUGGGUGAGACCAAUGCCCACCGGACCUGCUUCACCAGCUGGACUCGUCGCCUUCAGGAUGUUCAGCAUCUCAAAAUGUGAACAUUGUAUUUCAAGUAAUCAUCGAGCCUUGAAGAGGCUACGGGGUCAGGGCCCCUGGGCCGGGGUCUUAAUGCAGGUCACACGGGGUCAGGGCCCCUGGGCCGGGGUCUUAAUGUGUGUCACACGGGGUCAGGGCCCCUGGGCCGGGGUCUUAAUGCAGGUCACACGGGGUCAGGGCCCCUGGGCCGGGGUCUUAAUGUGUGUCACACGGGGUCAGGGCCCCUGGGCCGGGGUCUUAAUGCAGGUCACACGGGGUCAGGGCCCCUGGGCCGGGGUCUUAAUGUGUGUCACACGGGGUCAGGGCCCCUGGGCCGGGGUCUUAAUGCAGGUCACACGGGGUCAGGGCCACUGGGCCGGGGUCUUAAUGUGUGUCACACGGGGUCAGGGCCCCUGGGUCGGGGUCUUAAUGUGUGUCACACGGGGUCGGGGUCUUAAUGUGUGUCACAUGGUCAGGGCCCCUGGGCCGGGGCAGGUGGAUCCACUUGUGUUUACUGUGUGUGGAACCAGACUGGACCACAUUCACUGAGCUAUGGAGAAAGUGUAUUAUGGGAUGUAUCCUGUAUCAAUGGGGCUGUAACUACAUAAAGUAGCUUUGAGUAACUCCUCCAGCUGGUCUGAGGUCAGUGAUGUCACCAUGAAUCCUUUGGUUUCUCAUCUGAACAAAACGGCUUUGAUCUUUGAAUGAGACAUGAACACUGACCGGGUUACGCUUCUGAAAUAAACUGAUCACUGCA